This is a messenger RNA of Exserohilum turcica Et28A, 740 nucleotides long. RefSeq lists its product as uncharacterized. Gene Ontology annotation, molecular function: zinc ion binding; nucleic acid binding. The transcript has a single exon. The record is from RefSeq and is a predicted model, not a curated record. The coding region runs from base 19 to 483 and encodes 154 amino acids. NCBI's taxonomy places the organism in Eukaryota, Fungi, Ascomycota, Dothideomycetes, Pleosporales, Pleosporaceae.
GGGUACGGUGCUCAACCUAUGCACCUCGACAACCUCAACAAAGGACGUGGAUUUGGACGCGCUAAGCCAAAUGAAGGACCUAAGGGUCAACACAACAAGGACAGAAAGAAAAUUACUUGUUACGCCUGUGGCAAGGAAGGCCACAUGGCACGAGACUGUCGAAGCAAGAAUAAGGUCACUCGACAACUAAACGUUAUCCGAAAAGACUCCGGCCUCGACGAUGGCGAGUCAUGGAACGUUAUCACCCCAGCCCAAGUCAAAUACCAUCCGCUUGAUGAAGAACUUAUCACAGGACUUGAGGACGUAAUGCUUACCACCGCUGAGAGCAGCGAGGACGAAAAGAACCCGCUCAGCGACGAGGAAUACGAGACGCCAGCAGAAGAAGAAUUUCCUGCGGCACCUACGAAGCACGAGAAGAUGGCCAGGUUCAAGGAAAGGAACCGACCCGCUACGCCAAAGCCGACAGAGCUGGAACCCGCUUAAGAAGAACCCCGAUGGGAUCUGGUAUAACAGAUAACCCCACCCAGUACGCCACAAUGGGCGCAGAAAGCACAAGAAGCAUGGCAACAAUCACAAAAGGAAUACCAAGCCACCAGGCAGCAGCAGGACAACAACAACUGGUACUGGUAUGAUGCACGCAACGCACACCAUGCUCGACUCUCAUGGACAGCAUGCCUAGCUGCCUACUGCCCAGCCCAUUACUCAGACAAACAAGGAGCGGGAUGGAAUCCUAAGACCAU